Carassius auratus (goldfish) is the source of this 1182-nucleotide messenger RNA. Its product is annotated as endophilin-A1-like. Gene Ontology annotation, cellular component: glutamatergic synapse; cytoplasm; presynapse. The record is from RefSeq and is a predicted model, not a curated record. Gene Ontology annotation, molecular function: protein binding. Gene Ontology annotation, biological process: synaptic vesicle uncoating. The coding region runs from base 127 to 1161 and encodes 344 amino acids. NCBI's taxonomy places the organism in Eukaryota, Metazoa, Chordata, Actinopteri, Cypriniformes, Cyprinidae. The transcript is spliced from 9 exons.
UCAUCUGCUGUAAUCAGCCUAAACGCGCGGUGAUUCCCCGCAGCGUACACGCGUUUAUCUCUGCUCUGCUCGGGUCCCCAGCUCCUCCAUCACGGCCAGGCGUUAGGACAGAGUCCGCUCGGAACCAUGUCUGUCGCGGGACUGAAGAAGCAGUUCCACAAAGCCACUCAGAAAGUUAGUGAGAAGGUCGGAGGGGCAGAGGGAACCAAAUUAAAUGAUGACUUUUUGGAAAUGGAAAAGAAAGUUGACGUCACCACAAGAGCAGUGAUGGACGUGAUGACCAAGACGACGGAGUACCUGCAGCCCAAUCCAGCAACUCGUGCCAAAAUGAGUAUGAUGAGCUCCAUGUCUAAAAUCCGUGGAGGAGAUAAAGGCCCUGGCUACACGCAGACCGAAGCCGUCCUGGCCGAGUCCAUGCAGAAGUUCGGCCGGGAACUCAGCGAGGAGUCAAGCUUUGGCCUGGCUCUGAUCGAUGCUGGAGAAGCGAUGCGAGAGCUAGCUGAAGUCAAAGAUGCUCUGGACAUGGAGGUCAAGCAAAACUUUAUCGACCCCCUGCAGAAUUUGCAUGAUAAAGACUUGAAAGAAAUCCAGCAUCACCUGAAGAAGCUGCAGGGACGACGGCUGGACUUUGACUAUAAGAAGAAGAGGCAGGGAAAGGUCACAGAAGAUGAGCUCAAGCAGGCCUUGGAGAAGUUUGAUGACUCGAAGGAGAUCGCCGAACAGAGCAUGUUUAACCUUCUGGAGAGCGAUAUUGAACAGGUGAGUCAGCUUUCAGCUCUGGUCCAAGCUCAGGUCAACUACCACAGACAGGCGGCAGAGAUCCUCCAGCAGCUCUCCAGCAAACUAGAGGACAGAAUGAGAGAGACGUCUUGUAAGCCGAGAAGAGAGUAUGUCCCCAAACCUCGCACCUCGGUGGACUUCAGUGAGAAUCACAACGGCAGCAUCGCCCCGUCCAGAUCUCCAGCUCCGAUGGACCAGCCUUGCUGUCGCGCGCUGUAUGAUUUCAACCCUGAAAACGAGGGUGAGCUGGCCUUCAAGGAAGGAGACGUCAUCUCCUUAACGAGCAAGAUUGACGACAACUGGUAUGAAGGAACGGUCAGUGGGCACUCUGGCUUCUUCCCUGUCAACUAUGUCGAUAUCCUGGUGGAUUUAUCCCACUAAGUCUCGUGCAUGACCAGUUCU